Molecule: messenger RNA, 2616 nt
Organism: Zea mays
Lineage: Eukaryota; Viridiplantae; Streptophyta; Magnoliopsida; Poales; Poaceae
Exons: 3
Coding region: 223-2313 (696 amino acids)
Source: RefSeq, a predicted model, not a curated record
CGGUUCAAACCUCAAAAAUAUUUACAUGUUGCGUCAGAUAAAUAACCCGCCCCGUCGCCGCCGCCACCGCAACGGUCGGAUACUGAAGUACUGAACGGUUCGAGUUUGGAACACUUCAUUCCGCCCCGUCCCCAAUCUCUCCAUCUCCGGCUCUCCACCUUCCACAAAUCCCCAAAUCGCCACAUCAAAUCGAAUCCACCCACCACGGACCACGCAUUCGCCAUGGAGUUUCCCAAGCGAGGGCGAGCUUUUCUCCAAGGUUCCCUGCGAAGGAGCCCCAAGGCGACGAUACCUGGAGCUGCCACGGGGGCCGACGAGAACGCAAGCUCUAAGCAUCUCGUGCCGGUGGGGGCCGCGUCGCCGAAGAGGAAGAAGGUGCUCGGGGAGAGGAACGACAGCGGCGUCGGGGGCAUGGAGGGCGCCGCGUCGGCACCAGUGCAGCAGCCAAAGCUCGCGUUGAGCCCCCCGACACCCGCGAGCCGCGGCGCGGGGCCGUACGACCCGAAGACGAACUACACCACGCCGCGGCCGGCGUUCCUGCGCUACGACCCCGAACGGCGUCGCGAGAUCCUCCUCCGGGUGUCGCGUGCGGCAGAGGUGAUGGACGACGACUGCUCUAGCACCACAUCCGGCACUGCGGCCUCGGAGGAGGACGGUGGCUCGUCCUUGGCCUCGGACGCGGCGGCAGGCUCCCUUAUCUCGUCGCCGCCAAGGAGCGACUCCGAGGCCGAGCUUGAUGACAGCGAGGAGGAAGAGGAAGUAGUCCCAGCUCGUCGAGGCCGGUGGGCCAGGCGGUUGCUUCUGUUGCUCGUCUGUGUGUCCUGCUCGUUCUGCUACAUGUAUUGCGCCAAACCCUCUGGCUUUCCUACUUAUUCAGAAGACGCACUUGAUUUGGAUAGAGGUAUUGGGGGCAUGUACGAUGCCUAUGAUCAUGAAUUAGACUCACUGAGAUUGUUAGGGCCAGUUCAUAUGAUGGGUCCAGAGGAUGUGCUGGAAGAAAUUACAAAUCAACUUGUGCACGAGGACUCUAAAAGUGUGGACCAUCUGUAUGGCAACAGAGCUCCUAGAAAUCUGGUGGCAGUUGCUAUGGUAGGGCUAGCUGAUAUCUGCCUCAAUGUUUCUUCAGGAGAAUUUACAUGCCAAAUUGGGGGUGAAAAAGGUGAGAAUGUGCCUGAUUUGAAGGAAGAUUCUGAAAUGGACAAACUCGAUACAGAACUGACAAUCUCCUUUCAGAAUGACAAGCAAAGCAGUGAAGUUGAUUGCCUGGGUGGAAACGCCCCACUGGAUUCCAUUGGUUCCACUUCUACUCACACUGAUAACUUGGAGGGCAGUUUGGAAUCAUUCCAUCUAGAGGAAUGGGAUGAUUACUCAAAUCAAUCUGAACUGCAGUUAGUCUCCAUGGAGAGGGCUAUAAAAUCAGCAAGUUACAAGCUGAAAGACAGAACGGGUUUGGAAAGUGAGGAGUUGGAUCUAUGGCAGUAUGAGAAUACAGCAGAAGCUGCUAAAACAAUAUGCUCUACUGUAAAAUUUCUGUGGUCUGCAAUGGAACCUCACUUGCUGCAGGUAUUGGCAUGCUUGUCUUUUGCAGGUUUGGUGGCUGCAUUAUAUAGGUAUUAUCAAAGAUCAAGAGAGUGCUGCAACUGCAUCAUAACCUAUGACUCACUUGCUGAACAACCAUUGUUAGUUCAACAUCAAGUUGCGCAGCUGUCAGUGACUUCAGUUCGAGAUGCACAGCUACCUGUUCACUCUUCGGAGCAACCUAUACAAUUGGCAAUUCCUAACCAAGGCACGGCUGGUAGUUUGGAGGUUCCUAUGGAGUUGACAUUGCCCAAGCUGGACCCAUUGGUCAGUCUUGAGGAUCCUGCACAAGAGUCAUUGCCCAUGACAGACCCACUGGUCACCGUCAAGAUUCCUGUGAUUGGUCGUGGGAUCCAUGAUCAGAAACUUAAACGUGGGGAUUCUGAGAACAUUAAGGCUUCAAAUGGUAUGUUUCUGAACCAUAGUGACGUUGACAGCUCCAAGCCACCAGUGGUUGAACUACUUGGAGAGUUCGUGCUUGCAAGUAGCUCAAGAGAAAGAUCUACCAAGAAAUUGUAUCAGAAUGCUGGAGAUGCUACAGAUAAGAAAUUGUUGAAACCUUUGAAAAAGGAUGAGGAUGUUGAAAAGAUGCAGAUGCAUUCAAGCAUCAUCCAAAGCCCUAGUGUUGGAAGAGCCAAAAAAGAGGAGAAAUCUAUAAACCGGGAGAAGACCGAUGCGACGCCAACUCCACUGAGACGCUCAAGCCGCCUCCGCAACAAGGUGACUUCUCCCUGACCAAAAUCCAAGGUGCUCAGCUCGUCGUUCGCUAACCUUUGGAUGCUGGGUUCCUCUGUGGUGUGGUGGAAAGCUGUGGACGGGACAGCACCUAGUUGUUACCCAAGCUUUGAUAUUGUACUUUAGGAGCAGAACAAUGUUUUACCAGAAUAUAUGCUGCGUAUUUGUCCCCUCUUAAUAUCCUCCUCAUGUGCAUGAAUUUCUCGUAAUGGUGGCUACACUUAAGCUUUCCGGCUAGAGAUGUCUGCAACGAACACAUAUGUGGCCUCUUAGUUUAUUUUAGUCCUACAUUGGUGGCGUACA